UCAAGCCCCCUUCUUCGUCUAUCCAAAGACUUCCCCUUUCUUUCUCUUUUCUUUCAAACCUACUUGCAGCUUAAUUCAUAUACUGCAACUUACUGGAAGAAGAUUUAUGAAGGAAGGUGGUAGAAAACAUGGUGCAAUGUCGCCGUGUGCGGCGUGCAAGCUUCUCCGGAGGCGAUGUGCUCAGGAUUGCCUCUUUGCUCCUUACUUUCCUGCGGAUGAACCUCAAAAGUUUGCAAGUGUUCACAAGGUUUUUGGUGCUAGCAAUGUCAAUAAAAUGUUACAGGAACUACCAGAGGAACAGAGGAGUGAUGCAGUGAGUUCAAUGGUGUACGAAGCAAAUGCGAGGAUGAGGGACCCAGUGUAUGGAUGUGUGGGGGCGAUAUCGUCUCUUCAGCAACAGGUUGAUGUGCUUCAGACCCAACUGGCUCUUGCUCAGGCCGAGCUUGUUCACAUCAGAAAUAAUCAUCAACCUUCUUCAUCUUCAAACCAGCCCCAAUCCUCCUCUCUUGAUCACGCCAAGUCUUCUCUUUUUGCACUCGACAAUGUCACCGAGUCCUUGUGGUCCUGCUAACAAGCCAGCUAGGCUUUUUAGAUCUCGUCUAGCCACUGUGUUUCACCAUUCAUUCUCUUUAUCUCUCUCAUCAUGCUGUGGCCAGAUUGAGAGGAUAUAUUCGGCUGACGGAUUUGAGGUCUAUACCGCCCCUGUCUGCUAUCCCCUCUAAUGCCUAAAAUCUUAACCCUUCAUUCCAGUCAAUGGUUAGCGAAAUUUUAUCUAAUUCCCACAAAUGAAGGGCUGAGAUUUUGAGUAUUAGAAGGAGCAGCAGACACUCUAAAUCCUCAGCUAACUAGCUAGCUUAAGCAUUGAUAAGGAGAAUUAGGUAUAUAUGGGGUGCUUUGUUUCAUUAUCAUUGUAAUUAUUAGGGGUUUGCUUUGUUGUCUCCCCUGUAGUUUUUACCACACCUUCUGCUUUACUUUGUAUAUUUAAUUUGUAUCUCUCACUUUUUUCUUUGACUCGAUCUACUGCAAAGGAUAUAUUUUUCUCCUUGCUAAA
Prosopis cineraria is the source of this 1051-nucleotide messenger RNA. RefSeq names its product LOB domain-containing protein 4-like. NCBI's taxonomy places the organism in Eukaryota, Viridiplantae, Streptophyta, Magnoliopsida, Fabales, Fabaceae. The coding region runs from base 107 to 571 and encodes 154 amino acids. The transcript has 2 exons. The record is from RefSeq and is a predicted model, not a curated record.